AUGAAACGAAGCGAAAGAGAUAAGCCGGUUGGAGAAAUUAGCGGCAGUCUGAAAAUGAACGCGGCGCUUGCAACAACCACCGCCACUACUCCUGUGCUCCGCCGUGAGACACCUCUUCUUCGUCAUUGCUGUCUCUCAAAAUCUCCGGUUUACCGGCGGAACAUAGUUGGAUUCGGAUCAGGCGUGCAAAUAGCGACGAGGAAAUCAUUAAGAAUCUCGGCGAGCUCUCAGAGUACUUCAGCGGAAGUAGUUGUCACGGAGGAUACGUCAAUUCCGAAGGAGAUGAAGGCUUGGGUUUACGGUGACUACGGCGGAGUGGAUGUUCUGAAGCUGGAGAGCAACAUUGCGGUUCCGGAGAUCAAAGAGGAUCAGGUACUGAUUAAGGUUGUUGCGGCGGCUCUUAAUCCCGUCGACGCUAAGAGACGGCAAGGGAAAUUCAAAGCCACCGAUUCGCCUCUCCCGACGGUUCCGGGAUACGACGUCGCCGGAGUAGUGGUGAAGGUGGGGAGUGCUGUGAAGGAUUUCAAAGAAGGCGAUGAAGUUUACGCAAACGUGAGCGAGAAAGCGUUGGAAGGGCCGAAGCAAUUCGGUUCUCUGGCGGAGUACACGGCGGUGGAAGAGAAGCUAUUAGCAUUAAAACCUAAAAACAUCGACUUCGCUCAAGCCGCAGGGCUUCCACUAGCUAUAGAAACCGCCGACGAAGGUCUCGUUAGGACGGAAUUCUCCGCCGGAAAAUCAAUUCUAGUUCUCAACGGCGCCGGAGGAGUAGGGAGCCUUCUUGCGAAGCAAGUGUAUGGAGCUUCAAAGGUGGCUGCAACAGCGAGCACAGGGAAGCUAGAGCUAGUGAGAAGCCUGGGUGCUGAUUUAGCCAUUGAUUACACAAAGGAGAACAUAGAAGACUUGCCUGAGAAAUUUGAUGUCGUCUUUGACGCCAUUGGGAUGUGUGAUAAGGCAGUGAAGGUGAUAAAGGAAGGAGGGAAAGUUGUGGCCUUGACCGGGGCAGUCACGCCUCCUGGUUUCAGAUUCGUUGUGACAUCCAACGGUGCCGUUUUGAAGAAACUGAACCCAUACAUUGAGAGUGGGAAGGUGAAGCCUGUGGUUGAUCCCAAAGGACCGUUCCCGUUCUCACACGUGGCUGAUGCGUUCUCAUACUUAGAAACGAACCAUGCCACAGGGAAGGUCGUUGUAUACCCCAUCCCUUGA
Messenger RNA from Thlaspi arvense, 1203 nucleotides. The record is from the annotation of a GenBank genome assembly. Lineage: Eukaryota; Viridiplantae; Streptophyta; Magnoliopsida; Brassicales; Brassicaceae.